Messenger RNA from Gymnodraco acuticeps, 5012 nucleotides. RefSeq names its product adenylate cyclase type 1-like. Lineage: Eukaryota; Metazoa; Chordata; Actinopteri; Perciformes; Bathydraconidae. The record is from RefSeq and is a predicted model, not a curated record. The transcript has 20 exons. Bases 1 to 3456 code for a protein of 1151 amino acids. Gene Ontology annotation, cellular component: plasma membrane. Gene Ontology annotation, biological process: cAMP biosynthetic process; adenylate cyclase-activating G protein-coupled receptor signaling pathway; intracellular signal transduction. Gene Ontology annotation, molecular function: adenylate cyclase activity.
AUGAAUGGCACUGACAUGGAGGAAAUACCGUUUCAGAAAGUCAAAACCAGGCGGAAGAGAAGUCACUGUCCGACGGGCGUCCCUUUGACCACCAUCGCGUGUGAGGACGAGUUCGACUGCAAGGAGCUCGAGUCCCUGUUCCAAAACUACAACCUGAAGCUGGAGCAGACGUCCGCUCUCAAAGCCCUGGCCGUGCUCAUCUUCAUGUCGUCGACACUGGCCUUAGUGGAGUUGCUGUCCGGCCCCAGCCUCACCAUCUCCAAGGGGUCCCAUCCGGUCCACUGUGUCAUCUUCGUCUCCCUGUUCAUCGUAACUAAUGUCAAGUACCUGCAAGUGACUCAGCUCCAACAGAUCGUCAACCUGGCAUUGCUUUUCGGCUUCACUUUCUCCUUUCUCUGCUGUCCCUUCUCGCUGGGCGCGAUGGGGAUGGAGCCCCCCACGUCCCCCGAGCAAGGCGUGUGGCAGCUCAUACUGGUCACCUUCGUCGCCUAUGCGCUCCUGCCUGUGCGGACACUGUUGGCGGUUGUGUUUGGAAUAAUGGUCUCCGUCUCCCAUUUGAUUGUGACUGCCACUUCUGUCACAGCGAAAACACAGAAACUAUGGAGGACGUUGGUUGCCAACACAGUGCUGUUCACCAGUGUCAACCUGUCAGGGCUGUUUGUGCGCAUCCUGACAGAGCGAGCCCAGAGGAAGGCCUUCCUGCAGGCACGCGGCUGCAUCGAAGAGAGGCUCCGCAUGGAGGAUGAGAACGAGAAGCAGGAGCGCCUGCUAAUGAGUCUGUUGCCCAGGAACGUAGCUAUGGAGAUGAAAGAGGAUUUCCUGAAGCCCCCAGAAAGGAUAUUUCACAAAAUCUACAUCCAGCGCCAUGACAAUGUCAGCAUCCUGUUUGCAGAUAUAGUGGGUUUCACCUGCCUGGCCUCUCAGUGCACAGCGCAGGAACUGGUUAAACUGCUAAAUGAGCUGUUUGGAAAAUUUGAUGAGCUCGCCACGGAGAACCACUGUCGCAGGAUUAAGAUCCUGGGGGAUUGCUACUACUGCGUGUCUGGACUGACCCAACCCAAGGCCGACCACGCCCACUGCUGCGUAGAGAUGGGUCUGGACAUGAUUGACACCAUAACGUCAGUCGCUGAGGCCACUGAAGUCAACCUCAACAUGCGCGUGGGCCUGCAUACAGGUCGGGUGCUUUGUGGAGUACUCGGGCUCAGAAAAUGGCAAUAUGAUGUUUGGUCCAAUGAUGUUACCCUAGCCAAUGUAAUGGAGGCGGGAGGACUACCUGGGAAAGUUCACAUAACCAAAUCUACGCUGGAGUGCCUAAAUGGAGAUUAUGAAGUGGAGCCUGGAAACGGUCACGAAAGGAAUGCCUUCCUCCAAAAACAUGAAAUUGAAACCUUCUUUAUAGUGCCAUCUCACCGACGGAAGAUAUUCCCAGGAUUGAUUCUUUCGGAUAUAAAGCCCGCCAAAAAGAUGAAGUUCAAAACUGUGUGCUACUUACUAGUGCAGCUUAUGCACUGCAGGAAGAUGUUCAAGGCUGAGAUUCCCUUCUCCAAUGUCAUGAACUGCGAGGACGGUGAUAAGCGGAGAGCAAUGCGAACGGCUCCACAGAAGCUGAGGAACCGUCCCAAUGCGAACCAGGCUACUGUGAUCCAGAGCAGUCCCAGAACCCGGGUCAACCGCUACAUCGGGCGACUGAUCGAGGCCCGCCAAACCGAGUCAGACACGGCGGAUCUCAACUCCCUCACACUCAUGUACAAGUCCCCUGAGCGAGAGACGAGGUACCACCAGGUUCCUGAUGAGUACUUCACCAGCGCUGUGGUUCUCUCCCUGAUCCUAGCUGCCUUGUUCGGCCUUGUCUAUCUCCUCAUCAUACCACAGGGCACAGUGGUUCUUGUCCUUCUCGUCUUCUGCAUCUGUUUCCUAGUAGCUUGUAUCAUGUACCUGCAUAUCACUAAAAUACAGUGUUUUCCAGGAUGCCUGACCAUCCAGAUUCGCACUGCUCUCUGUAUUUUCAUAGUUCUCUUAAUCUACGCUGUGGCCCAGGCAUGUGUGGUGGGCUGUAUGCCCUGGUUGUGGAUACGUGCCAACAACAACAGCUCCAUCAUCAUCGUUGAUUCUGACGUGGCCAACCACACGAUGGAGGAGCUGCCUUGUGAUGGUGCCCGCUACGCCUUUCUGUCCUGUGUAGUGGGCACACUCACCCUGGCACUUUUCCUGAGGGUUUUCUGGCUGCCAAAGAUGAUGCUAAUGCUCGUUCUGGGGGUGCUGUAUGUCACCGUGUUGGAGCUCAGCGAAUUUCGAAAGACUGAAGGUGGGGGGUCCUUCCACAUCCGGGGCUAUGAGCCCAUCCUGUCUCUGUUGCUCUUUGUCAGUGCCCUGGCCCUCCACUCCAGACAACUUGACCUCAAACUGCGCCUGGACUUUCUAUGGGCUGUGCAGGCGGAGGAGGAUAGAGAUGGCAUGGAGAAAGUCAAACUGGACAACAGGAGGAUCCUCUUCAAUCUUCUCCCCGCACACGUGGCUCAACACUUCCUGUUGUCGAACCCGAAGAAUAUGGAUCUUUACUAUCAGUCCUACGCACAAGUUGGUGUCCUGUUUGCCUCAAUCCCAAACUUCAACGAUUUCUACAUCGAGCUGGAUGGCAACAACAUGGGAGUGGAGUGCCUGAGAUUACUGAAUGAGAUCAUCGCUGACUUUGAUGAGCUCAUGGAUAAGGGGUGCUACAAAGACAUCGAGAAAAUCAAAACCAUUGGCAGCACUUACAUGGCGGCUGUAGGCCUCGUCCCACCCGUUUGUGACAAGGAGAAAAUAUCUGUUUACGACCAUCUGAGCACAAUAGCAGACUACGCCAUCGAGAUGUUUGACGUUUUGGAUGAAAUCAACUACCAGUCAUACAAUGAGUUUGUGUUGAGAGUGGGUAUCAAUGUGGGUCCAGUGGUUGCAGGGGUGAUUGGGGCGCGGCGACCUCAGUAUGACAUCUGGGGGAACACAGUCAAUGUGGCCAGCAGGAUGGAUAGCACUGGAGUACCGGGAAAAAUACAGGUGACUGAAGACGUGUUUCGCCUGCUAAACACCAACUAUGACCUGGUGUGCCGGGGAAAAGUGAGUGUCAAGGGGAAAGGUGAGAUGCUGACCUACUUCCUGGAAGGCAAGGUUCAGGGCGUGGGCACGGUGACCACCUCUUCAGUGGUGCGUUCUGCCAGCCUGGCGCGGCGGAUCCACUCCUGCGGAAAGACGAGCGUCCCGACCAAUCUGGUCAGUGUCUCCUCCGCUGCCAGCCUGACCGUGUACGCCAGCAUGAGCAGCACCAUACAGAUGAGCACGGCCAACAGCAGCAACAGCCAAGCGAUAUGCCUGCCCUCACCCUUUGUGCCCGCAGUGGGUGAGGUGGAUGAGGAGGACAUAGAGAUGACACAUAUUGAGAUAGAGGCUGUGGCAGCUGUUGCAGAUGUAGCAGUGUAGGAAGACACAAAUAUAAACACUGAAUACAGUAAUGAAAACCCUGGUGGAAGGCCUAAAGAAGACAGGGCUGUCCAGGUAUGUCCUUUAAAUCCUGAGCUACUGGCACAACCCAGAAUGUGCUCAUUCAGGAUAUGAACUUCCAAAUAAAUGAUAUGGUGAAAUGGACAAUCAUGCUCGAUUUAGGGGUUUUUAUCUGCUUCCUACUCAUGGAAGUCAAACAGAAAGACAUCCGUAUUCUCAAGUCCUCUUUCUAACAUCUCUAUAAUAACAGAUGAUUUGUGUUGUUCCUGGGAUUCACUCAGAUCCAGGUAUAAUGUGCAUCUUUGUUUUCUAAGUGGAGCAUAUUCCAUGUACAAGAGAUAUGUGCAUUGAUAUCCAGAAAAAGACUGAUCAUGCUAUUGCACUGUCUUUCUGAUUAUGCCAAGGAUACAUUGCAUUAUUUACAGUGUACAACGGUGUUGUUUCUUUUUGGUGUGUGUAAGCAUGCAUGUGUGUACUUAUGAGUGUGUGUAUGCAUGUGUGAUUUAUUCUGAAUUGUAACAAAACAGCACAAAGUACUUUUUUAUAUUGAGAGCUCACUGGACUAAAUAGGCUUUUUUGAGACAUAUUUACAGGUUAUACUGCAUGACUUUUUAAGAGCCGACAGCCAUAGUAAUGGUACUCCUGUCGAAAGAGAACCAAAGUAUUGAACUUUCUUUCAAUCUUUAGUUUUACUGCUCAUAUUGCAUCAACAUACAAGAGGGAGGAGGAAAUGUUGCAGCAGGUUGAACAAAUUGGCAUAUGUGACUAACAGGCGUUAUCAGUAGACUUAAGAAGUGUCUUUUUGAACCCCAUGGAUGAGGCGACUGAUGCUCAAUUCCCCUGAUUCCCGAUAGUUCAACACAAUAUGGCAAGACAUAUUGCACUGAGUUGUAUGUGUGCUUUGGAAACAAGUUACUGUAAAAACAUCACAAAGAGGACUUAAUGUAUGGUGCAUAUAUUAUGUAGAUAUCCAGGAAGACAUUCAUCCACACAGAGGAGAGCACAUACAUUGCUUAAGCACAUCCAAUAAGCACACUGCAUCAAGUGCACAACUUAGUCCUUUAGCUUUAGCCUCCAAACACUCCAUCUACAUUGACACAGUAUCUCUAGACCACAGAAACUUUGGUGCGGGGUCAGGUUACCAGCGUCUAUCAGGCACACAUUACCGUUCUACAGCUCUUUUUGUAAUUUUGUAACUACAUUUAGAGUUUUACUCUGAGAAAUAUCAGCUUUAGCAGCACGUCUCCCAGAUACUCCCGGUCUCAAAAACACGAUGCACUUCAAAUAGCUUUGUAGCCUGCAUCUUUAUCAGCGUUCAACUUUUACUUGAUCUGCGAGUGUAAAUACAUCCUGUUUCAAGUUGUUUGCCUUACUCAAUAAGCUUACAGUGAUUGCAACCUGCCUUUUUAGAUAUAUUCACUUUGAUAUGCAGAUUAUACUUUUUGUAAAUAGCUAAAAGCUGUAAACUAUGUUGUAUCUUGUACAGUGUAAAGUUGGGUGAUUGAAUAUUUUGUAAUAAAGACAAUAUUGGUGUA